Solea senegalensis (Senegalese sole) is the source of this 15909-nucleotide messenger RNA. RefSeq names its product IgGFc-binding protein-like. Lineage: Eukaryota; Metazoa; Chordata; Actinopteri; Pleuronectiformes; Soleidae. The record is from RefSeq and is a predicted model, not a curated record. The transcript has 97 exons. Gene Ontology annotation, molecular function: protein binding; calcium ion binding. The coding region runs from base 9 to 15206 and encodes 5065 amino acids. Gene Ontology annotation, cellular component: extracellular matrix; membrane.
UGUUAGCAAUGGAUACAUUACAAUAUCUAAUUUUGCUAUUAUGGAUGUGCGGCUGCACAACAGGACAGGUCCAGCACAGCCUACAGAACGCACCAGUUGAAGACGCUGCCGUGCUCACCUCCUGCGACUUUAACCAGGACAGUGCACCAUUAUGCAGUUUCACCCAGGACAGCACAGAUGACAGUGACUGGACCCGAAUUAAAGGUCCAACCCCUACAACUGGCACUGGACCGAGUGGAGACUACCCUGAUGGAAAGGGAUUCUACAUCUACCAUGAGUGUGACAAUGUUGCCAACAAGAAGAAAGCUCGUCUGCUCAGCCCAGCCAUCACAUCAUCAGCCUCUCAGAUCUGCGUCCAGUUCCGAUACCACAUGUAUGGCUUGGAUUCACAAAACAACUUAAAGGUUCUGGUUAAGAGCGCCAAUGGGGAGACAGAGGUGUGGAAGAAGACUGGAAUGCAGAGUCCCACCUGGCUGCAGGGCUCAGUCACAGUGCCCAAAACCAGCACUGGGAGUGUCAAGAUUGUAUUUGAGGCACAGAGAGGCCUCAGUGCUUCCUGUGACUCAGCGUUGGACAACAUUGUCAUCACUGAAGGAGCAUGUCCCUCAUGUGUUGCCAGCUGUGAUUUUGACAAUGAUGGAGAUCUCUGUGGAUGGGAAAUUUACAACGACAAUAGCGACCCAAAUUUCUUCGGCUUUGAGGCAUGGAAUGGGCCAACAGAUACUGAAGGCACAGGCCCAGACGAUGACUUCUCCAAACCUGGAUUUGGGCAAUACCUAUUGAUGGAUUCAAGUAGUGUCGUCCAUGGAGCUAGUUCUCAGAUCCGAAGUCCUAAGGUUACCCCCACCUCAGGCUGUCUGGACCUCAUCUUCUACUACUACCUGUAUGGCACCAGCAACAACAUGCAGCUCAGUGUCCACACCAUUCACACAGGUGGAAAUUCUGGACCUACUCUUUUCACUGUCAAGGGUAAUCAGGGUAAAGGCUGGAAGGCUGCAGAAGUCCGCUACCUGGGAACUGCUGCUAUUCAGUUUGUGAUUGUUGGAACCUUUGGAGAAACUACUAAGACAGAUAUUGCUGUUGAUGCUGUGUGUAUCAUGUCCUGCAGAGCUCAGCCAACAACUCCUCAACCGCCAAUAACAAGUCCAGUAACAACUACACCACUUCCAGUAACAACUACACCAAUUCCAGUAACAACUACACCAAUUCCAGUAACAACUACACCAAAUCCAGUAACAACUACACCACUUCCAGUAACAACUACACCAAUUCCAGUAACAACUACACCAAAUCCAGUAACAACUACACCAAUUCCAGUAACAACUACACCAAUUCCAGUAACAACUACACCAAUUCCAGUAACAACUACACCAAAUCCAGUAAUAACUACACCAAAUCCAACAACUCCUGUGCAGACUACGCCAAAACCAACAACACCAAGACCAUCUACACUGCCACCAAGACCAUGCCCUCCUGAUGCAGAGUAUAUAGAAUGUGGUCCAGCUUGUAAACCUUCCUGUGAAAAACCCUCCACGAACUGUUCUGGCCCCUGUAUCAGUGGCUGCUUCUGCAAACCAGGUUUUGUCUUUAAAGGAGAGCGCUGUGUGCCACUGGAGAAAUGUGGCUGUCUUGAUGACGACAAUAACUACUAUCAGCCUGGAGAGAUCGUAUAUGGAGAUGAUUGCUCAAAACUGUGUCGCUGUGUAGGGAACUACACAUUGGAAUGUGUUGACAACUCCUGUGACCCUACUGAAGAGUGUAAAGUUAUUAACGGUGUUGCGGGCUGUCAUCCUAAAGGUACAUCCACAUGUAUAGCAUCUAGUGAUCCCCACUACACCACCUUCGACAAACUCAAAUACAACUUCAUGGGCAACUGCAGCUACCUGAUGGCUAAAACUUGCAACAGCACGGUUCUGCCAAACUUUGAGGUCCACGCUGACAAUGAAAACCGCUACAACAGACCCACCAUCUCAUAUGUAAAGGCAGUACACGUAUAUGUACAGUCAACAAAGAUCUCCAUUCUAAAAGGUGGCACUGUCCAGGUGAAUGGGACCAAAGUGAACCUGCCAUUGACUCUGCCCCCUAGUGUUUCUCUCCUCAAGUCGGGAAAGUACUACACCGUGUCCAUGAACUUUGGUGUGACUGUUCGCUAUGAUGGAAACCAUUACAUGGACAUCAAAGUGAUUAAUGACUAUAAGAACUUGCUGUGCGGCUUGUGUGGAGAUUAUGAUGGAAAUCACAAAGAUGACUUCCGUAAGCCAGAUGGAUCACUGACCAACAAUGCCAAUGACUUUGGACACAGCUGGAACACUGACCCAGAGUGUAACAAGACACCCAACACCACCAUCCCUGGGUGUGAUGAAGAUGAGCAUGAGUUGUAUGAAAGCUCUGGAUACUGUGGGAUCCUGCUGGACAAAAAGGGUCCUUUUGCUGUCUGCCACCCCAAAGUCAACCCCAAUAGUUACUUCAGGGACUGUGUCUUUGACCUGUGUGAGCUGGAUGGAGCCAAGCCCAUUCUGUGUGAAGCCAUUGAAGCCUACGUGAACGAGUGCCAGGACCGUGGGGUCACCAUUGGACCAUGGAGGAAUGAAACCUUCUGCCCCCCGGAGUGCCCCUCCAACAGCCACUAUGAGCCGUGUGCAGACCCAUGUCAGGAAACGUGUUCUGGGAAACCUCCCUCCUGUGGUGGACCCUGUUCUGAGGGCUGUGUGUGUGACCCUGGCUAUGUCCUGAGUGCAGGCCAAUGUGUCAGAAAGACCACAUGUGGCUGCCAAUACCAUAUCAACGGCCAGUAUUAUGAGCCUGGGGAGGAGUUCUAUUUGGAUAACUGUAGGGUGAAGUGUAAGUGUGAUGCACCCUUUAUUACCUGUACGGCCCAUGAGUGUCCUCCCAUGCAAGAAUGUAAACUUCAGGAUGGAGAUCUGGGCUGCUAUCCCACUGGUUCUCAAGACUGUGUGAUCUCUGGAGAUCCUCACUACAACACAUUUGACAAGAAGUUCUUUAGUUUCAUGGGAACAUGUACCUACACGCUGGCCAGAACCUGCGGGAACACCACAGGUCCUUGGUUCUCAGUGGAGGGGAAGAAUGAGGAGAGAGGACAGCCAGAUCUGUCCUACCUGAGGAAACUCUACGUAACUGUGGAUGGAAUCACUGUGACACUUAUGAAGGCCAGAAGGAUACUGGUGAAUGGACGGAGGGUGGCCCUCCCUAACUCUCCCUCUCCUCAUAUGUCCAUCAGUCUUGCUGGACAGUAUGUCACUGUGCAGACUCCCUUUGGACUCCAGGUGCGGUGGGACGGAAACCACCAUGCUAAGAUCACAGUUCCCAGCACCUACUAUGACCAGAUGUGUGGACUCUGUGGCGACUAUGAUGGGAACCCAAAUAAUGACUUCACCAAACCAGAUGGCACCCUGGUAGGAAAUUCUAACGACUUUGCGAACAGCUGGCAGACAGAAGAGGAUGAGGAUGAUUCGUGUGUUGCAGGCACCAAGCCUGACCCAGAGUGUGACGAGAACCUCGCGGCUGAGGUGGUGAAACCAGAGAAAUGUGGAAAAAUCAAAGACCCUGCUGGACCAUUCAGGGACUGUAUCAAUGUGGUCAAUCCCACUCCAUUCUUCCAAGGCUGUGUCUAUGACAUGUGUCAGUUCAACGGAAUUCAGCGUGUGCUGUGUGACCAGCUGCAGGCCUAUACUGAUGCCUGCCAGAAUGCCGGAGCCAAAGUCCACCAGUGGAGGACUCCAGAUUUCUGCCCCCUGGACUGUCCUCAGAAUAGCUCGUACUCCCUGUGCGUGAGCUCGUGUCCGGAGACAUGUCUGGGUGUGGUCGGACCACCUGGCUGUGAGGAUGUGUGUGUGGAGGGAUGCAAGUGUGACCCAGGCUUCAUCCUCAGCAAUGACAAGUGUGUGUCGCUGAAAGACUGUGGCUGUGUGGACAACAGUGGAACCUAUCAUCCAGUGGAUGAUGAGUGGUACUUAAAGGGGUGUGAGCAGAAGUGUGAGUGCCACAGUGGAGGUCAGAUCCAGUGUCGCAACACCAGCUGUAAACCAACCACUGAGAGCUGCCAGCUACAUAACGGAGAAUAUGAAUGCCGACCUGUGGGAAAUGGAAUCUGCUCAGUAUCUGGUGAUCCUCACUACAACACCUUUGACAAAGUAACCCACCACUACAUGGGAGCCUGCUCCUACACCUUGACCAAACCGUGCAACAACUCAGAUGAUAUGCCGUACUUCACUGUGGACACCCAGAAUGAGCACAGAGGAAGUAACAAGAGGGUUUCCUAUGUCAGAGCUGUAGUGAUCAAUGUGAGCGGUGUGACUGUCAUCCUUGGCAAGGGACGCAAAGUCCAGGUCAAUGGGACGGCGGUCAUCCCACCUGUCACUUCUAUCAGUGGAGUCAAGAUCUACUUAAGUGGAAAGUUUGUCAUCCUGGAGACAGACUUCGGCCUGAGGGUGCGUUUCGAUGGUAACCACCAUGCUGAUGUCUCUGUGCCAACCUCCUACAGUGGCCUGCUCUGUGGCAUGUGUGGAAAUUUCAAUAAGAAUCCAAGAGACGACAACCUGAAACCAGACCAAACACCAGCCGCCAACACCAAUGAGUUGGGAGACAGCUGGCAGGUUCCUGACCCACGGCCUGACUGCACCAACGGUGGAGGACAUGAAGAGUGUGACAAGAAUGUGGAGGAGGAGGCCCAGAAACCAACCAGCUGUGGCAUGAUCACCGAUCCUAACGGUAUCUUCAAGCCUUGCCACUCUGUCGUGCCCCCGAACCAAUACUUUGAAAACUGUGUGUACGACGUGUGUGCAAAUGGAGGUCAGACUGUGGCUCUGUGCCAGGCCAUAGAGAGCUACGCUGAUUUGUGUGCUGCAGCAGGAGUCCCCAUCGCAUGGAGGAAAAACAACACCUUCUGUCCUAUCAAGUGUCCCUCAGGCAGUCAGUACAAUCCAUGUACCUCUGCGUGUCCUCAGCCAAGCUGCCAGGACCCUGCAGGCCCCGGUGGCUCCUGUAAUCAGCCCUGUGUGGAGGGAUGUGUCUGUAAUCCUGGGCUCAUCCUUAGUGGAGACAAAUGUGUCCCGCUCAGUGAGUGUGGAUGCACUGAUGAAGAUGGAAAUUACAGGCCGACAGGAGACACUUGGUUCUCAGAGAAGGACUGUUCAGAGCGCUGUAAGUGUAACGGCAACCACAACAUCACCUGCGAGCCAUGGCAGUGCAGCCCUACACAGGAGUGUAAGGUGGUGGAGGGAGUACUAGGCUGUUACUCUAGAGGAAAUGGAAUCUGCUCAGUAUCUGGUGAUCCUCACUACAACACCUUUGACAAAGUAACCCACCACUACAUGGGGUCUUGCUCCUACACCUUGACCAAACCCUGCAACGUCUCCACCGACUUGCCGUACUUCACCGUGGACACCCAGAAUGAGCACAGAGGAAGUAACAAGAGGGUUUCCUACGUCAGAGCUGUAGUGAUCAAUGUGAGCGGUGUGACUGUCAUCCUUGGCAAGGGACGCAAAGUCCAGGUCAAUGGGACAGCAGUCGUCCCACCUUUGAAUCCUGCCAAAGGAGUCAAGAUCUACUUAAGUGGAAAGUUUGUCGUCCUGGAGACAGACUUUGGCCUGAGGGUGCGUUUCGAUGGUAACCACCAUGCUGACGUCACCUUGCCGACCUCCUACAGUGGCCUGCUCUGUGGCAUGUGUGGAAAUUUCAAUAACAAUCCAAGAGACGACAACCUGAAACCAGACCAAACACCAGCCACUAACACCAAUGAGUUGGGAGACAGCUGGCAGGUUCCUGACCCGCGGCCUGACUGCACCAACGGUGGAGGACAUGAAGAGUGUGACAAGAAUGUGGAGGAGGAGGCCCAGAAACCAACCAGCUGUGGCAUGAUCACCGAUCCUAACGGUAUCUUCAAGCCUUGCCACACUGUCGUGCCCCCGAACCAAUACUUUGAAAACUGUGUGUACGACGUGUGUGCAAAUGGAGGUCAGACUGAGGCUCUGUGCCAGGCCAUAGAGAGCUACGCUGAUUUGUGUGCUGCAGCAGGAGUCCCCAUCGCAUGGAGGAAAAACAACACCUUCUGUCCUAUCAAGUGUCCCUCAGGCAGUCAGUACAAUCCAUGUACUUCUGCGUGUCCUCAGCCCAGUUGCCAGGACCCUGCAGGCUCCGGUGGCUCCUGUAAUCAGCCCUGUGUGGAGGGAUGUGUCUGUAAUCCUGGGCUCAUCCUCAGUGGAGACAAAUGUGUCCCGCUCAGUGAGUGUGGAUGCACUGAUGAAGAUGGAAAUUACAGGCCGACAGGAGACACAUGGUUUUCAGAGAAGGACUGUUCAGAGCGCUGUAAGUGUAACGGCAACCACAACAUCACCUGCGAGCCAUGGCAGUGCAGCCCUACACAGGAGUGUAAGGUGGUGGAGGGAGUACUAGGCUGUUACUCUAGAGGAAAUGGAAUCUGCUCAGUAUCUGGUGAUCCUCACUACAACACCUUUGACAAAGUAACCCACCACUACAUGGGGUCUUGCUCCUACACCUUGACCAAACCCUGCAACGUCUCCACCGACUUGCCGUACUUCACCGUGGACACUCAGAAUGAGCACAGAGGAAGUAACAAGAGGGUUUCCUAUGUCAGAGCUGUAGUGAUCAAUGUGAGCGGUGUGACUGUCAUCCUUGGCAAGGGACGCAAAGUCCAGGUCAAUGGGACAGCAGUCGUCCCACCUUUGAAUCCUGCCAAAGGAGUCAAGAUCUACUUAAGUGGAAAGUUUGUCGUCCUGGAGACAGACUUUGGCCUGAGGGUGCGUUUCGAUGGUAACCACCAUGCUGACGUCACCUUGCCGACCUCCUACAGUGGCCUGCUCUGUGGCAUGUGUGGAAAUUUCAAUAACAAUCCAAGAGACGACAACCUGAAACCAGACCAAACACCAGCCGCUAACACCAAUGAGUUGGGAGACAGCUGGCAGGUUCCUGACCCGCGGCCUGACUGCACCAACGGUGGAGGACAUGAAGAGUGUGACAAGAAUGUGGAGGAGGAGGCCCAGAAACCAACCAGCUGUGGCAUGAUCACCGAUCCUAACGGUAUCUUCAAGCCUUGCCACUCUGUCGUGCCCCCGAACCAAUACUUUGAAAACUGUGUGUACGACGUGUGUGCAAAUGGAGGUCAGACUGAGGCUCUGUGCCAGGCCAUAGAGAGCUACGCUGAUUUGUGUGCUGCAGCAGGAGUCCCCAUCGCAUGGAGGAAAAACAACACCUUCUGUCCUAUCAAGUGUCCCUCAGGCAGUCAGUACAAUCCAUGUACUUCUGCGUGUCCUCAGCCCAGUUGCCAGGACCCUGCAGGCUCCGGUGGCUCCUGUAAUCAGCCCUGUGUGGAGGGAUGUGUCUGUAAUCCUGGGCUCAUCCUCAGUGGAGACAAAUGUGUCCCACUCAGUGAGUGUGGAUGCACUGAUGAAGGUGGAAAUUACAGGCCGACAGGAGACACUUGGUUCUCAGAGAAGGACUGUUCAGAGCGCUGUAAGUGUAACGGCAACCAUAACAUCACCUGCGAGCCAUGGCAGUGCAGCCCUACACAGGAGUGUAAGGUGGUGGAGGGAGUGCUAGGCUGUUACUCGAGAGGAAAUGGAAUCUGCUCAGUAUCUGGUGAUCCUCACUACAACACCUUUGACAAAGUAACCCACCACUACAUGGGGUCUUGCUCCUACACCUUGACCAAACCCUGCAACGUCUCCACCGACUUGCCGUACUUCACCGUGGACACCCAGAAUGAGCACAGAGGAAGUAACAAGAGGGUUUCCUAUGUCAGGGCUGUAGUGAUCAAUGUGAGCGGUGUGACUGUCAUCCUUGGCAAGGGACGCAAAGUCCAGGUCAAUGGGACAGCAGUUGUCCCACCUUUGAAUCCUGCCAAAGGAGUCAAGAUCUACUUAAGUGGAAAGUUUGUCGUCCUGGAGACAGACUUUGGCCUGAGGGUGCGUUUCGAUGGUAACCACCAUGCUGACGUCACCUUGCCGACCUCCUACAGUGGCCUGCUCUGUGGCAUGUGUGGAAAUUUCAAUAACAAUCCAAGAGACGACAACCUGAAACCAGACCAAACACCAGCCGCUAACACCAAUGAGUUGGGAGACAGCUGGCAGGUUCCUGACCCGCGGCCUGACUGCACCAACGGUGGAGGACAUGAAGAGUGUGACAAGAAUGUGGAGGAGGAGGCCCAGAAACCAACCAGCUGUGGCAUGAUCACCGAUCCUAACGGUAUCUUCAAGCCUUGCCACUCUGUCGUGCCCCCGAACCAAUACUUUGAAAACUGUGUGUACGACGUGUGUGCAAAUGGAGGUCAGACUGAGGCUCUGUGCCAGGCCAUAGAGAGCUACGCUGAUUUGUGUGCUGCAGCAGGAGUCCCCAUCGCAUGGAGGAAAAACAACACCUUCUGUCCUAUCAAGUGUCCCUCAGGCAGUCAGUACAAUCCAUGUACCUCUGCGUGUCCUCAGCCCAGUUGCCAGGACCCUGCAGGCUCCGGUGGCUCCUGUAAUCAGCCCUGUGUGGAGGGAUGUGUCUGUAAUCCUGGGCUCAUCCUCAGUGGAGACAAAUGUGUCCCGCUCAGUGAGUGUGGAUGCACUGAUGAAGGUGGAAAUUACAGGCCGACAGGAGACACUUGGUUCUCAGAGAAGGACUGUUCAGAGCGCUGUAAGUGUAACGGCAACCAUAACAUCACCUGCGAGCCAUGGCAGUGCAGCCCUACACAGGAGUGUAAGGUGGUGGAGGGAGUACUAGGCUGUUACUCGAGAGGAAAUGGAAUCUGCUCAGUAUCUGGUGAUCCUCACUACAACACCUUUGACAAAGUAACCCACCACUACAUGGGGUCUUGCUCCUACACCUUGACCAAACCCUGCAACGUCUCCACCGACUUGCCGUACUUCACCGUGGACACCCAGAAUGAGCACAGAGGAAGUAACAAGAGGGUUUCCUAUGUCAGAGCUGUAGUGAUCAAUGUGAGCGGUGUGACUGUCAUCCUUGGCAAGGGACGCAAAGUCCAGGUCAAUGGGACAGCAGUCGUCCCACCUUUGAAUCCUGCCAAAGGAGUCAAGAUCUACUUAAGUGGAAAGUUUGUCGUCCUGGAGACAGACUUUGGCCUGAGGGUGCGUUUCGAUGGUAACCACCAUGCUGACGUCACCUUGCCGACCUCCUACAGUGGCCUGCUCUGUGGCAUGUGUGGAAAUUUCAAUAACAAUCCAAGAGACGACAACCUGAAACCAGACCAAACACCUGCCGCUAACACCAAUGAGUUGGGAGACAGCUGGCAGGUUCCUGACCCGCGGCCUGACUGCACCAACGGUGGAGGACAUGAAGAGUGUGACAAGAAUGUGGAGGAGGAGGCCCAGAAACCAACCAGCUGUGGCAUGAUCACCGAUCCUAACGGUAUCUUCAAGCCUUGCCACUCUGUCGUGCCCCCGAACCAAUACUUUGAAAACUGUGUGUACGACGUGUGUGCAAAUGGAGGUCAGACUGAGGCUCUGUGCCAGGCCAUAGAGAGCUACGCUGAUUUGUGUGCUGCAGCAGGAGUCCCCAUCGCAUGGAGGAAAAACAACACCUUCUGUCCUAUCAAGUGUCCCUCAGGCAGUCAGUACAAUCCAUGUACCUCUGCGUGUCCUCAGCCCAGUUGCCAGGACCCUGCAGGCUCCGGUGGCUCCUGUAAUCAGCCCUGUGUGGAGGGAUGUGUCUGUAAUCCUGGGCUCAUCCUCAGUGGAGACAAAUGUGUCCCGCUCAGUGAGUGUGGAUGCACUGAUGAAGGUGGAAACUACAGGCCGACAGGAGACACAUGGUUUUCAGAGAAGGACUGUUCAGAGCGCUGUAAGUGUAACGGCAACCACAACAUCACCUGCGAGCCAUGGCAGUGCAGCCCUACACAGGAGUGUAAGGUGGUGGAGGGAGUACUAGGCUGUUACUCUAGAGGAAAUGGAAUCUGCUCAGUAUCUGGUGAUCCUCACUACAACACCUUUGACAAAGUAACCCACCACUACAUGGGGUCUUGCUCCUACACCUUGACCAAACCCUGCAACGUCUCCACCGACUUGCCGUACUUCACCGUGGACACCCAGAACGAGCACAGAGGAAGUAACAAGAGGGUUUCCUAUGUCAGAGCUGUAGUGAUCAAUGUGAGCGGUGUGACUGUCAUCCUUGGCAAGGGACGCAAAGUCCAGGUCAAUGGGACAGCAGUCGUCCCACCUUUGAAUCCUGCCAAAGGAGUCAAGAUCUACUUAAGUGGAAAGUUUGUCGUCCUGGAGACAGACUUUGGCCUGAGGGUGCGUUUCGAUGGUAACCACCAUGCUGACGUCACCUUGCCGACCUCCUACAGUGGCCUGCUCUGUGGCAUGUGUGGAAAUUUCAAUAACAAUCCAAGAGACGACAACCUGAAACCAGACCAAACACCAGCCGCUAACACCAAUGAGUUGGGAGACAGCUGGCAGGUUCCUGACCCGCGGCCUGACUGCACCAACGGUGGAGGACAUGAAGAGUGUGACAAGAAUGUGGAGGAGGAGGCCCAGAAACCAACCAGCUGUGGCAUGAUCACCGAUCCUAACGGUAUCUUCAAGCCUUGCCACUCUGUCGUGCCCCCGAACCAAUACUUUGAAAACUGUGUGUACGACGUCUGUGCAACUGGAGGUCAGACUGAGGCUCUGUGCCAGGCCAUAGAGAGCUACGCUGAUUUGUGUGCUGCAGCAGGAGUCCCCAUCGCAUGGAGGAAAAACAACACUUUCUGUCCUAUCAAGUGUCCCUCAGGCAGUCAGUACAAUCCAUGUACCUCUGCGUGUCCUCAGCCCAGUUGCCAGGACCCUGCAGGCUCCGGUGGCUCCUGUAAUCAGCCCUGUGUGGAGGGAUGUGUCUGUAAUCCUGGGCUCAUCCUCAGUGGAGACAAAUGUGUCCCGCUCAGUGAGUGUGGAUGCACUGAUGAAGGUGGAAAUUACAGGCCGACAGGAGACACUUGGUUCUCAGAGAAGGACUGUUCAGAGCGCUGUAAGUGUAACGGCAACCAUAACAUCACCUGCGAGCCAUGGCAGUGCAGCCCUACACAGGAGUGUAAGGUGGUGGAGGGAGUACUAGGCUGUUACUCUAGAGGAAAUGGAAUCUGCUCAGUAUCUGGUGAUCCUCACUACAACACCUUUGACAAAGUAACCCACCACUACAUGGGGUCUUGCUCCUACACCUUGACCAAACCCUGCAACGUCUCCACCGACUUGCCGUACUUCACCGUGGACACCCAGAACGAGCACAGAGGAAGUAACAAGAGGGUUUCCUACGUCAGAGCUGUAGUGAUCAAUGUGAGCGGUGUGACUGUCAUCCUUGGCAAGGGACGCAAAGUCCAGGUCAAUGGGACAGCAGUCGUCCCACCUUUGAAUCCUGCCAAAGGAGUCAAGAUCUACUUAAGUGGAAAGUUUGUCGUCCUGGAGACAGACUUUGGCCUGAGGGUGCGUUUCGAUGGUAACCACCAUGCUGACGUCACCUUGCCGACCUCCUACAGUGGCCUGCUCUGUGGCAUGUGUGGAAAUUUCAAUAACAAUCCAAGAGACGACAACCUGAAACCAGACCAAACACCAGCCGCUAACACCAAUGAGUUGGGAGACAGCUGGCAGGUUCCUGACCCGCGGCCUGACUGCACCAACGGUGGAGGACAUGAAGAGUGUGACAAGAAUGUGGAGGAGGAGGCCCAGAAACCAACCAGCUGUGGCAUGAUCACCGAUCCUAACGGUAUCUUCAAGCCUUGCCACUCUGUCGUGCCCCCGAACCAAUACUUUGAAAACUGUGUGUACGACAUGUGUGCAACUGGAGGUCAGACUGUGGCUCUGUGCCAGGCCAUAGAGAGCUACGCUGAUUUGUGUGCUGCAGCAGGAGUCCCCAUCGCAUGGAGGAAAAACAACACCUUCUGUCCUAUCAAGUGUCCCUCAGGCAGUCAGUACAAUCCAUGUACCUCUGCGUGUCCUCAGCCCAGUUGCCAGGACCCUGCAGGCUCCGGUGGCUCCUGUAAUCAGCCCUGUGUGGAGGGAUGUGUCUGUAAUCCUGGGCUCAUCCUCAGUGGAGACAAAUGUGUCCCGCUCAGUGAGUGUGGAUGCACUGAUGAAGGUGGAGAUUACAGGCCGACAGGAGACACUUGGUUCUCAGAGAAGGACUGUUCAGAGCGCUGUAAGUGUAACGGCAACCACAACAUCACCUGCGAGCCAUGGCAGUGCAGCCCUGCACAGGAGUGUAAGGUGGUGGAGGGAGUACUAGGCUGUCACUCUACAGGUAAAGGAGUGUGUCAUGUGGCUGGAGAUCCUCACUACUACACCUUUGAUGGCGUGAUGCACACAUUCAUGGGCACCUGCACCUACACUCUGGUGGAGGUAUGCAACAACACCAGGGUCACUCCAUUUAAGAUCGUGGCCAAAAACGAGGAGCGCGGUCAGCCCGAAGCCUCCUACGUUCGCUCCGUCAAAGUCUUCCUGCCCAAUGAUAUUGUGGUUGAGCUACAGAAGAGUCGCAGAGUUUUGCUGAAUGGACGACGGGUGCGAACCCCACUGACCACUGAUGUAGCCAAGGUGAUUACAAGUGGAUCCUACAGUCUGCUGGACACCAACUUUGGUCUACAGGUGAAGUUUGACGGAGUCCAUCACCUGCAGAUAACUGUCCCUGGAGAAUACUUCAACAAGCUUUGUGGCAUGUGUGGAAACUACAACCAUGAUAGCACUGAUGACAACCUAAUGCCCAACAAGAAACCUGCCAAGGAUGUGAUUGAACUGGGCAACAGCUGGAAAUCAGAGGGAGACAGUGAUCCUGGCUGUCAGCCAGACACUCGUCCAGACAUCCACCCCAACUGCACUGCAGAGGAGGAGAAGCUCUUUGAGGCUCAGUGUGCUGCCAGCAUCCUGUCAGACCGCUUCAAGCCAUGCCACUCUAAAGUGCCCCCUGAAGCUUUUCUGGGUAACUGCAUCUACGACAUGUGCGAGUACAAUGGCAUGCAGACGACACUGUGCGACAACGUGGAGGCGUAUGCUCAGGCCUGUCAGAGCGCCGGAGUCACCAUCAGCUGGAGGAACUCCACCUUCUGUCCACUGCCCUGCGCCACCAACAGCCACUACUCUGACUGCACCCCGCCAUGCCCCCCAACCUGCUCCGACCUCUUCCCCACCACCUGCCACCUCCCACCAACCACCUGUGUGGCGGGCUGCCAGUGCGACGCUGGCUUUGUGCUCAGUGACAACAACUGUGUUGCCCUGGAUAGAUGUGGCUGUCUGGACUCAGAUGGAGAGUAUCAUGAUGUAGGGGACUCGUGGCUGACAGGAAAAUGUGCUGACUCAUGCACCUGUAAACCUGGAGGCAAGAUCACAUGUGUGGACCACACCUGUAAUUCAAACUCAAUUUGCGCUCUGGACAAAGAUGGAGAUCUCUACUGCAAACCCACAAAGUUUGACAGGUGCACUAUCUCAGGGGAUCCUCACUACCGAACAUUUGAUGCCUUCAGCCAUCACUUCCAGGGACCGUACACCUACAUCCUGGCUCAGGGACACAACCUCUUGUCCAAUCAGCCGAACCUGGUGAUCAGAGGAAAGAACAUCAGGCGAGGAGGGAACAGGAGGGUGUCAUUCCUGGAUCAGAUGUACACUGAUGUGUAUGGUGUCAAUGUCCGUUUCCUGCAGAGGAAGACUGCCUUGGUAAAUGGGGAGCGUGUUGCGCCGCCUCUUAGUCCAGUCGAUGGUUUGACCAUUACCAUGAACUCCAACUAUGUGCAACUCACCACUGAUUUUGGACUCACGGUUCGCUUUGAUGGCAAUAGUCGCGGAGAAAUCAUACUGCCCAGCACCUACAGGCACUCUGUCAGAGGGCUGUGUGGAAACUAUGAUGGCCUCACCAGAAAUGAGUAUAUGAAGCCAGAUGGGAAAUUGGUCAGGAGCCUGAACGAAUUUGGAGAAAGCUGGAGGGUCAAUGACCGACAGAGUGACGGCUUAAAGAUCUACGAUCUGCCAUUGUCAGUCCAUGCCCAUAGGCGAGAUGUGGAGACUGAUCCAGACUCAGGGUUUGAGACAUCAGACUGUUCUCAGUCUCAGCUCAAUGAUUACAACAGUGUGGCUCAGUGUGGAGCCCUAUCCAAUCCCGAGGGCCUGUUCACCGCCUGCCACACUGUCCUGCCACCCAAAACCUACCAGGAUGACUGUGUGUAUGACCUGUGUGCCGACGAAGGCAGCACAGAACUGCGUUGUGCCAGUUAUGAAGCAUAUGCUGCAGCCUGUCAGGAAGCUGGAGUCAAACUGGGAUCCUGGAGGCAGCAGCUGGACUGUAACCUGUCUUGUGGUGCCAACAGCACCUACUCCACCUGUAUGUCACCUUGCCCCGCCUCCUGUGCCAACCUGGCAGCGCCCUCUGAGUGUGAAGUCACCACCUGUAUAGAGGGUUGCCAGUGUGCUCCCAGCUUUGUCAUGAGUGAGAGAGUCUGCGUACCAUACUCACAGUGCGGCUGCACCUUCCUCAACAGAUAUUACCCUCUGGGGGAGAGGUUUGUGACGGAGGACUGUUCCCAGACCUGUGAAUGCACCACCACUGGCACCGUGUGCCAACCCAAGACCUGCCAGGGUGGUGAAGUGUGCACCAUCUCUGACUUCAAACGGGGCUGUUUCAGAGCGAGUCCCUGCCUCAAUAACCCAUGUCUGAACGAAGGGACAUGUUUAGAAGGCAGCAACAACACAUACAGCUGUCGGUGUGCAGAAGGCUAUGAGGGAACCCACUGUGAGACAGUGGAUCCCUGCCUCAGUAACCCGUGUCAGAAUGGAGGAACAUGUGUGAAGGGCAGCAACAGCACAUACAGCUGUCGGUGUGCAGAAGGCUUCGAGGGAACCAACUGUGAGACAGUGAAUCCCUGCCUCAGUAACCCGUGUCAGAAUGGAGGAACAUGUGUGAAGGGCAGCAACAGCACAUACAGCUGUCGGUGUGCAGAAGGCUUCGAGGGAACCAACUGUGAGACAGAGAAUGCGAGUCCCUGCCUCAGUGACCCGUGUCAGAACGGAGGAACAUGUGUAGAAGUCGGUGACAGCACAUACAGCUGUCAGUGUGCGGAAGGCUUCGAGGGAACCCACUGUGAGACAGAGAAGACUACGGAUGACGGAGGACUGGAAACCAAAUGGAUCAUCGUCAUCGCAGUUCUGGUCCCACUCGCAGUCAUCCUCAUCAUCAUCAUCACUAUUGCAUGUGUUUGUAAAUGCAAGGCCAAGUGAGUUUCAUCUGCAUCUGUGGAGCAAGAGUUCCCUUUACUGUGUGUCCACGCGUGUACAAUCCAGCUGUCCAUCUUUAUUUACAUCAGCGCUACAUGCUAUGCUACGCUAUGCUAUGCUAUGCUAUGCAUUUCAAUACAUGCAGUUUAAUCAUAUGUUUCUGAGGAUAGGGUGGUGUGUAUUCUUAAUUGUUUUGGCGGCAGACCUGGUGAAGAAAAUACAUUUCAUUUUCAUUCCAGGUCACAGAUUUAUGUAAUUCAGACGCGGCAGUCGAAUCAACAACAUAAAGAAAAAAAUAAGUCUGCAGAGAGAGAAUUCAUCAUGAAUUCAAAUGUUCCGUACAACAUGCAAUCAAAUGACCAAGACAAUGUCAGAAUGAGUAAUAUGUGAUGAAGAAAUGAACAAAAAACAACUGCUUGGCCUGUUUGGUGUUUACCUGAAUGUCCUCACCUGCUACUGAAGUGAACAUGCAGUCUCCUCUGAUACUCGUUCAGCAGGUCUCCAAAGAAAACCAAACAUUUGAAGAAGAAGGAGUUGUUGUUGUUUUCUUCCAUGUGUUACUUUUUCAUAAUUUGCGCUUUUGACAAUGUAAUUUUACUCCGAUGUGUACGAUAAAUUAACAGAGAAAGUGUGUCUAACCCUAACCCAUAUAAUAAUGUAAUAUGAUUUAAAGUAUUUUUGGAAUUAAAUGUUUUGGGGGAACUGA